Molecule: messenger RNA, 955 nt
Organism: Rhodamnia argentea
Lineage: Eukaryota; Viridiplantae; Streptophyta; Magnoliopsida; Myrtales; Myrtaceae
Product: tetraspanin-8-like
Exons: 3
Coding region: 115-933 (272 amino acids)
Biological process (GO): auxin-activated signaling pathway
Cellular component (GO): plasmodesma; plasma membrane
Source: RefSeq, a predicted model, not a curated record
UCCAUUUUCUCUCUCCUCAUCCAUCUAACCUCCUGUCCGCACGAUCUUUUCUUAUCACUCAGUUGGGUCUCUCUGCUUUCUUUUUUUUUCCCAGCCAUCCCUGAUUCGACAACAAUGUUCCGCCUGAGCAACAACCUGAUCGGCAUCCUCAACAUCGCCACCUUCCUCCUCUCCGUCCCCGUCCUCGGGGCCGGCAUAUGGCUCGCCAACCGGGCCGACACCGACUGCGAGAAGUUCCUUGAGAAGCCCGUCAUCGCCCUCGGGGUCUUCCUCAUGGCCGUCUCCAUCGCGGGCCUCGUCGGCGCCUGCUGUCGCGUCUCCUGGCUCCUCUGGCUCUACCUCCUCGUCAUGUUCCUCCUCAUCCUCCUCCUCUUCGCCUUCACCGUCUUCACCUUCGUCGUCACCAACAAGGGCGCCGGGAAGGCCGUGUCCGGUAAAGGGUACAAGGAGUACAAGCUCGGGGAUUACUCCGACUGGCUGCAGAAGCGGGUGAACGGCACCAAGAACUGGAACAAAAUCAAGAGCUGCUUGAUCGACAGCAAGGUCUGCAACGCUUACGCCGAAAAGUAUUCUAAAGAUACUGUGGUGAACGACUUUUACAACGAGCACCUGUCGGCUCUUCAAUCUGGUUGUUGCAAGCCACCAGAUUCUUGCAACUUCACCUACGUGAGCCCGCUCGUCUGGACGGCCAGUUCGACCACGACCUACACGGACUCGGACUGCAAUGCGUGGAGCAACAACUCGACCGUGCUGUGCUACAACUGCCAGUCUUGCAAGGCCGGGCUGCUGGACAACCUCAAGGGCGACUGGAAGAAGGUCGCCAUCGUCAACGUCAUCAUCCUCGUCGUCCUCAUCGUCGUGUACUCAGUCGGGUGCUCCGCGUUCCGGAACAGCCGAGAGGACAACGCCUUCUGGAAGGGGCGGAACCCCUGAAUGUGGAUGCUUGGCCGUGUCA